UCCGGCCUGAGCUGGAUGGUGGGAGGUUCCAGGCUCCAGAGAAGCCCCACCAGCAUGGGCAGUCUCCGCUACCAAGAGGACUUCGAGGAGGAGAAGAACUCAGCGUUCACCUGGGAGGUGCAGGCCAACAGCAGGUCCUACAACAGCCAGUUCAAGAAGAAGAGCUUCCUGUGCUGGCAGAAGAAGAAGCAUCAGAGCAACGUCAUCUGCACGGCCAAGUACAACGUCUUUUCCUUCCUGCCCUUGAACCUGUACGAGCAGUUCCACCGCACGUCCAAUCUCUACUUCCUCUUCAUCAUCGUUCUCCAGGGCUUCCCCGAGAUCUCCACGCUGCCCUGGUUCACUCUGUUUGCGCCGCUGCUGUGCCUCCUCAUCAUCCGGGCGGCCCGGGACCUGGUGGAUGACAUCGGGCGACACAGGAGCGACAGGAUCGUCAACAACAGGCCCUGCCAGAUCCUGGUGGGGAAGAGCUUCCUGUGGAAGAAAUGGGCGAACCUGCGCGCGGGAGACCUGGUGUGCCUGCACAGAGACAGCGUGGUCCCGGCCGACCUGCUCCUGCUCGCCAGCACCGAGCCCAGCAGCCUGUGCUACGUGGAGACCGCGGACAUCGACGGGGAGACCAACCUGAAGUUCAGGCAGGCGCCACCCAUCACGCACCACGAGCUGACCAGCCCCCGGAAGAUGGCAUCGUUCCAAGGCAAGGUGGUGUGUGAAGAGCCCAACAGCCGGCUGCACCACUUCGUGGGGUGCUUGGAGUGGAAGGGCAGGAAGCACCCCCUGGACAGCGGCAACCUGCUGCUGCGCGGCUGCAAGGUCCGCAACACGGACACGUGCUACGGGAUGGUCAUCUACGCGGGUUUCGACACCAAGAUCAUGAAGAACUGCGGCAAGGUCCACCUGAAGAGAACCAAGAUAGAUCGUCUGAUGAACCGGCUGGUGGUGCUGAUCUUCCUGUCGCUGGUGCUAAUCUCCAUGGGGCUGAGCUUCGGCUUCUGGUUCAAGGUGAGCGAGUUCAAGGCCAAGCACCACUACGUGUCGUCCAGUUACAUGCACAGUGUGGCCUCCGAGACUUUCGUCAUCUUCUGGGGCUUCCUCAUCCUGCUCAGCGUCAUGGUGCCCAUGGCCAUGUUCAUCAUGGUGGAAUUCAUCUACCUGGGGAACAGCAUCUUCAUCAACUGGGACGUGCAGAUGUACUACGAGCCGCAGGACAAGCCCGCCAAGGCCCGCAGCACCAGCCUCAACGACCAGCUGGGCCAGGUGGAGUACGUGUUCUCCGACAAGACGGGCACGCUCACCCAGAACAUCAUGACCUUCAAGAAGUGCUGCAUCGGGGGCGUCAUCUAUGGCCCGGAUGAGGACGAGGACACCCCAGCUAAGGAGGACCCCUACCUCUGGAACGAGUUUGCCGACGGGAAGUUGCUCUACCGGAACUCGAGGCUGCUGCGCACCGUCCGGGCGGGAGAGGACAGGCUGGUGCGGGAGUUCUGGCGCCUGCUGGCCAUCUGCCACACCGUGAUGGCGCAGGAGAGGGACAACCAGCUGGUGUACCAGGCAGCGUCCCCCGACGAGGAGGCGCUGGUCACCGCGGCCCGGAAUUUUGGCUACGUGUUCGUGGCCCGCACGCAGGACAGCAUCACGGUGAUGGAGCUGGGGGAGGAACGGGUGUACCAGGUGCUGGCCAUGAUGGACUUCAACAGCAUACGCAAGCGCAUGUCGGUGCUGGUCCGCAACCCCGAGGGCUCCAUCUACCUCUACACCAAAGGCGCUGACACGGUCAUCUUUCAGCGCUUGCGCAACAAAGGCACGCAAGAGUGGACUACCGAGGAGGCCUUGGCUUCCUUCGCAGAGCAGACCCUGCGGACCCUGUGCCUGGCCUACAAGGAGGUGGACGAGGCCGUGUUCGAGGGCUGGCGCCAGCGGCACCAGGAGGCCAGCAUCCUGCUGCAGAACCGGGCGCAGGCCCUCCACCAGGUGUAUGAGGAGAUGGAGCAGAACCUGCAGCUGCUGGGAGCCACAGCCAUUGAGGACAGACUGCAGGACGGCGUGUGCGACACCAUCAAGUGUCUCAAGCAGGGGAACAUUAAGGUGUGGGUCCUCACAGGUGAUAAGCAAGAGACGGCGGUGAACAUCGGCUUUGCCUGCCAGCUGCUGUCGGAGAGCAUGCUCAUCCUGGAGGAGAGGGAGAUACUGCAGAUCCUGGAGGCCUACUGGGAGAGCAACAACAACGAGCCGCACGGCAAGGGCAAGGGCCAUUGGAAGAACCAGUUCCUGCCACACGUCAAGGUGGCCAUGGUCAUUACCGGGGAGUUCCUGGACCAGGUGCUGUUGUCUCUGCGCAGGGAGCCGCGGGCGCUGGUCCACAGCGGGAAUGUGGAGGUGGACGAGCCCUGGCAGGAGCUGGACGAGCAGAAGACGGACUUCCUGCGGGCCCGGCGCAUGUCCCUGAUGUGGCGCGCCCUGGGGAUCCCCCUGCGGGGCACCGGCCUGGCGCCGCAGGCCGCGGACUCCAGCAGCAGCGACAUGCUGUGCGUGCAGCGGGAGCGCGCCUUCGUGGAGCUGGCCUCGCAGUGCCAAGCGGUCAUCUGCUGCCGGGUGACGCCCAAGCAGAAGGCUUUGAUCGUGGGGCUGGUCAAGAAAUACCAGCGCGUGGUGACCCUGGCCAUCGGGGACGGCGCCAACGACGUCAACAUGAUCAAGACUGCGGACAUCGGCGUGGGGCUGGCGGGGCAGGAGGGCAUGCAGGCGGUGCAGAGCAGCGACUACGCGCUGGCGCAGUUCAGCUUCCUGAGGCGCCUGCUGCUGGUGCACGGGCGCUGGUCCUACAUGCGCGUCUGCAAGUUCCUGCGCUACUUCGUCUACAAGUCGCUGGCCAGCAUGAUGGUGCAGAUCUGGUUCGCCUUCUACAGCGGCUUCACCGCGCAGCCUCUGUAUGAAGGCUGGUUCCUGGCGCUCUUCAACCUGCUCUACAGCACACUCCCCAUCCUCUACAUCGGCCUGUUCGAGCAGGACGUGAGUGCCGAGCGGAGCCUGGAGCUGCCCGAGCUGUACGUCGCUGGCCAGAAGGACGAGCUCUUUAACUACUGGGUCUUUGUCCAGGCCCUUGCCCACGGCAUGGUCACCUCCCUGGUCAACUUCUUCAUGACCCUGUGGGUCACCCACGACUCGGCUGGGCCCAUCAGCUUCAGCGACUACCAGUCUUUCGCGGUGGUCGUGGCCCUGUCGGGCCUGCUAUCCAUCACCAUGGAGGUCAUACUCAUCAUCAAGUACUGGACGGUCCUGUCCGUGCUGGCCAUCGUCCUCAGCCUCUUCUUCUAUGUGGUUGUAACUUGGGUCACCCAGAGUUUCUGGCUCUUCCAAAUCUCACCCAAGACCUUCCCGUUUCUGUAUGCUGACCAAAACGUGCUGUCCCACCCCUCCAUCCUGCUGGUCAUCCUGCUGAAUGUGUCACUAAACACCUUGCCCACAUUGGCCCUGCGUGUCAUUUACCAAGCCCUCAAGAAGCCUUGCCCCAAGGAGGCGGAGGCGGAGGCGGCCGCGAGCGAGGCGGCGGCGGGGGCGGCGGCGGAGGGGCCCCAGCUCCGCCGGGAGUCGCGCGGCCGGCGCUCCAGCUACGCCUUCUCCCACCGCGAGGGCUACGCGGACCUGAUCACGCGGGGCACGAUGCUGCGGAGGGCGCCGGGCCCCGACAGCGACCUGCUGGCGCACGAGGCCCCCCCGCCGCGGGAGCCGCCGCCCGGCGUCUCGGAGGCCCCCCGGCUGCCGCGGACGCUGUCGGUCCUGGGGAGGCGGCGGCAGGGCAGGGUGUCCUCGGAGGACGAGCCGCGCACGGCGAGCUCCUGCGCCACCGUGGACCAGCGGCCCGCCCGGCAGCCCGGCGCGGCCCAGGACGCGGGGAGCUCGCCGCAGCCCCUGCCCGAGGCCCCGGGGAAGGCGUCGCGGUGGGGGGUCCCGCCGCCGCCCCGGGGGACCUGGCCCUCCAGCUGGCGGAGGCUGCCGCAGCCGGCCCGGCGGGGGCCGCCCGACCCCGAGCGCCCGGCCCGCGGGGAGCAGUGACGGCGCGCUCGCUCC
Canis lupus familiaris (dog) is the source of this 4068-nucleotide messenger RNA. RefSeq names its product ATPase phospholipid transporting 8B3 (gene ATP8B3). Gene Ontology annotation, cellular component: plasma membrane. Gene Ontology annotation, molecular function: magnesium ion binding; ATPase-coupled intramembrane lipid carrier activity; ATP hydrolysis activity. The transcript has 28 exons. NCBI's taxonomy places the organism in Eukaryota, Metazoa, Chordata, Mammalia, Carnivora, Canidae. Gene Ontology annotation, biological process: phospholipid translocation; Golgi organization. The record is from RefSeq and is a predicted model, not a curated record. Bases 16 to 4053 code for a protein of 1345 amino acids.